AUGCACACGCAGCCCGGGCCCGACGGGACGCCGGAAGUCAUCGCCCAGAAGUACGCCCACUGCUACGACGCGGCCUGCGCGCCGCCGAGCGUCGCCGCGUUCUCCUGCGCGGAGGUGACAACCAACGGCGUGGGCUGGGGCUGCCUCUGCUGCGACGUCGAAAGUGGUGAAUCACUCCAAGGCCGUGCCAACACUUACUACUCGCUCUACGAUGUCACCUGCUACGGCAGCGGCGGCGAUUCCUGCGGCAACGGCGGCAAACCUGCGUCCCUCGCGAUCAUCAUCCCCGUCGUCGUCGCGGCCGUCCUCCUCAUCGCGGCCGUCCUCUUCCUCGUCCGCAAGCGCGUCGUCGCCGCGCGCCAGCACCGCCGCGAGAGCAUGCCUACCGUCGGCGACGACAAGGCCGAGGCCUACGUCGCCGCGCGCGUCGCGGAGCUCGUCGGCGACGCGUCGUUCUGGCGGCGCGACUGGGAGCGGAACGCGCGCGUCGUCGCCGCGGCCGGGAGCGCGGCGACCCUCCCGUGCUUCGACGGCGGCGCCGGCGCGCGCCGCCCGACCGCGCCGCGCCCGCCGCCCGCGGGGGCCCUCGGCCCGACGCUCGCGGCCGCGGCCGCGCCGCCGGGCCCGUCGCUCGCGACCGUGCGCGACGCGGACCCGGGCCGCGACGCCUGCGACUGCGCCUUCGACGUGCUCCGACGGCCGGCGCCGGUCGCCGAGGGCGCCGACUACGUCCGCGCGUCGUGCGCGCGCGACGGCGCGGGCCUCGGCGGCGGCGCCGCCGCGAGCGUCGUCGUCCUCGGCGCCGACGCGCGCUUCCGCUGCGCGGCCGAGGCGCGGCGCGCCGUGCAGCGCGUCCUGCGCGUCGGCUGCUCCGUGAACCUGUACGCGACGCCGCCGGGCGCGCAGGCGCUCGACGCGCACUACGACGACCACUGCGUCUUCGUCGUCCAGCUCCGGGGCCGCAAGCGCUGGCGCCUCUACGGCCCGGCCCUCGAGUGCCCGACGCUCCACGAGGCGACGUUGCCGCCGCCGCCGGAGCUGCUGCGGCGCGGCGCGGACCACGCGGUCGCGCUCGCGCCGGGCGACGUUUUGUACGUCCCGCGGGGCGUCUACCACGCCGCGACGGCCUGCGAGGACGCGGGCUCGGACUCAGCCCACGUGACCGUCGGCGUGGACCUCGACCCGGCGCUGACGUGGCGCGGCGCGUUCCACGCGGCGCUGCGCGACGCGGCCGUCGCGACGCACGCGUGCCUGCGCCGCGCCGCCGAAACGUCGCCGGCGCUGCGGCGCGCGUGCCUGCCCGCGCUCAUGGACGCCGCGCCGGGCCCGACGGCCGCGGCCGUCAAAUCCGCCGCCGCCGCGGCGCUCCGGGCCUGCGGCUCCGCGGUCGUCGACGGGUCCGCGCUCGCGGACGACGUCGCGUCCCUCGCGGGGCUCGCCGUGCCCCGGGGCGCCAUCGCCGUCGGCGCCGCGGACUUUGCCGACGCCGCGCGCGCGGUGGAGGGCGCGGUCGUCGACGCCUCCGUAUUCGCGUCGCGGCGCGCCGUCGCGCGCGCCGUCCUCGACGAGUCCGCGGCGCUGUCCGCGUUCUACCGCGCCGGGGCCGCGCGCGACGCGGCGCUCGCGGCCGUCGACGGCCUCGAGAAGCGCGCGGCGCGCGCCGAGGCCGCGGCGGCGCGGGCGGCGCGGGCCGGCGAGGCCCGCGACCGCGACCGAAGCGCCGCGGCGUCCGCGCUCGCAAAGGCCGAGGACGACCUCGCCGCGGCGCGGGACGCGCUCGCGGAGGAGCGGUCCGCGAAGAAGCAGCGCAACUUCGCCGCGCUCAAGACGCUCAACGACCAGCUCAAAGCGGCCAAGGCCGACGCGUCGGCGAGGGCCGCGGAGGCCGCCGCGGCGACGCGCGACGCCGCGGCGGCCGCGGCCGCCGCCGCGGCGGACCGCAAGGCCCUCUGCGAGCUCCGCGCGUCGGCGAAGGUGCCGUCGGCCGCCGAGGGCGGCGGCGCGGCCCUCGACGCCGCGCGCGCGGGCCUCGCGGCGUCCGAGGCGAUGCGCGAGGCCGCGGAAGCCGAGCUCGCGACGCGCGCGGCCGUCGGCGACGUCGCGGCCGCGCGGCUCCGCCGCCUCGAGGCGGACCUCCAGGC
This is a messenger RNA of Aureococcus anophagefferens, 2141 nucleotides long. RefSeq lists its product as hypothetical. The record is from RefSeq and is a predicted model, not a curated record. Gene Ontology annotation, molecular function: histone H3K36 demethylase activity; histone H3K4 demethylase activity. NCBI's taxonomy places the organism in Eukaryota, Pelagophyceae, Pelagomonadales, Pelagomonadaceae. Gene Ontology annotation, cellular component: nucleolus. The transcript is spliced from 4 exons. The annotation marks the transcript as partial.